Messenger RNA from Miniopterus natalensis, 2479 nucleotides. Lineage: Eukaryota; Metazoa; Chordata; Mammalia; Chiroptera; Miniopteridae. The record is from RefSeq and is a predicted model, not a curated record.
CUUUCCGCUGCCCCUCCCUCCUACUUCAGAGGAUUCACACUGAUUGCCCUCAGAGAGAACAGAGAGGGUGAUAAGGAAGAAGAUCAUGCUGGAACCUUCCAGAUCAUAGAUGAAGAAGAAACACAGUUCAUGAGUAACUGCCCUGUGGCGGUCACAGAAAGCACCCCUCGGCGGAGGACGCGGAUCCAAGUGUUCUGGGUCGCGCCACCAGCGGGAACGGGCUGUGUCAUUCUGAAGGCAAGCAUCGUACAGAAACGCAUCAUUUAUUUUCAGGAUGAGGGCUCUCUGACCAAGAAACUUUGUGAACAAGAUUCCAUGUUUGAUGGGGUGACUGACAAGCCAAUCUUAGACUGCUGCGCCUGUGGGACUGCCAAGUACAGACUCACAUUUUAUGGGAAUUGGUCUGAGAAGACACACCCAAAGGAUUAUCCUCGCCGGGCCAAUCACUGGUCUGCCAUCAUUGGCGGGUCCCACUCCAAGAACUACGUGCUGUGGGAAUACGGCGGGUAUGCGAGCGAAGGCGUCAGACAAGUUGCAGAAUUGGGCUCGCCAGUGAAAAUGGAGGAAGAAAUUCGGCAGCAGAGCGAUGAGGUCCUCACCGUCAUCAAAGCCAAAGCUCAGUGGCCGGCCUGGCAGCCUCUCAACGUGAGAGCAGCACCCUCGGCUGAAUUUUCCGUGGACAGGACACGCCACCUAAUGUCCUUCCUGACCAUGAUGGGCCCCAGCCCCGACUGGAACGUGGGCCUGUCUGCAGAGGACCUGUGCACCAAGGAAUGUGGCUGGGUGCAGAAGGUGGUGCAGGACCUGAUUCCUUGGGAUGCAGGCACUGACAGCGGGGUCACCUACGAGUCACCCAACAAGCCCACAAUUCCCCAGGAGAAAAUCCGGCCCCUGACCAGCCUGGACCAUCCUCAGAGUCCAUUUUACGAUCCAGAGGGUGGGUCCAUCACUCAAGUAGCCAGAGUUGUCAUCGAGAGAAUCGCUCGGAAGGGGGAGCAGUGCAAUAUUGUACCGGACAACGUGGAUGAUAUUGUAGCAGACCUGGCUCCGGAAGAGAAAGACGAAGAUGACACCCCUGAAACCUGCAUCUACUCCAACUGGUCCCCGUGGUCCGCCUGCAGCUCCUCCACCUGCGACAAAGGCAAAAGGAUGCGGCAGCGGAUGCUGAAGGCGCAGCUGGACCUCAGUGUCCCCUGCCCCGACACCCAAGACUUCCAGCCCUGCAUGGGCCCGGGCUGCAGCGAUGAAGAUGGUUCCACCUGCACCAUGUCCGAGUGGAUCACCUGGUCGCCCUGCAGCAUCUCCUGCGGCGUGGGCACGCGGUCCCGAGAGCGGUACGUGAAGCAGUUCCCCGAGGACGGCUCCAUGUGCACGGUGCCCACCGAGGAGACGGAGAAGUGCACGGUCAACGAGGAGUGCUCUCCCAGCAGCUGCCUGAUGACCGAGUGGGGCGAGUGGGACGAGUGCAGUGCCACCUGCGGGAUGGGCAUGAAGAAGCGGCACCGCAUGGUCAAGAUGGGCCCGGCUGACGGCUCCAUGUGCAAGGCGGAGACUUCUCAGGCGGAGAAGUGCAUGAUGCCGGAGUGCCACACCAUCCCAUGCUUGCUGUCCCCAUGGUCUGAGUGGAGUGACUGCAGUGUGACCUGUGGGAAGGGCAUGCGGACCCGCCAGCGGAUGCUCAAGUCUCUGGCCGAGCUCGGGGACUGCAAUGAGGAGCUGGAGCAGGUGGAGAAGUGCAUGCUGCCCGAAUGCCCCAUCGACUGUGAGCUCAGCGAGUGGUCCCAGUGGUCGGAAUGUAACAAGUCCUGCGGGAAAGGCCACAUGAUUCGAACCCGGAUGAUCCAGAUGGAGCCUCAGUUUGGAGGCGCACCCUGCCCAGAGACGGUGCAGCGGAAAAAGUGCCGCGUCCGGAAAUGCCGAAACCCAUCCAUCCAGAAGCUGCGCUGGAGGGAGGCCCGGGAGAGCCGGAGGAGCGAGCAGCUGAGGGAAGAGUCGGACGGGGAGCAGUUCCCGGGCUGCAGGAUGCGCCCGUGGACGGCCUGGUCAGAGUGCGUGAAAAUGUGCGGAGGCGGGAUUCAGGAGCGCUACAUGACCGUCAAGAGGAGGUUCAAGAGCUCCCAGUUCACCAGCUGCAAGGACAAGAAGGAGAUCAGAGCCUGCAACGUUCACCCUUGUUAGCAGGCGUCCGAGUGUCUGGGGCCGCGCUCUAGAUGCCAGAGUCACCAGUGGCUGGAUCGUUUGCUUGCUUGUUUGUUUAAGGCAGUUUCAACCGCGUACGCUAGUUUUCAUUUCUUCAGUGUCGUUCGCCCAGUAGUCUUGGGGAUGCCAGGGACAUCUCUUCUGUACACUUCUUGGUGGGCACAGGCUGAGCAGGGCUCCCUCCUCCUCAGCCGGCCCUGCUCCAGCACAGGCGUGGGUCACGCCCGCCACCCCGCACCAAGUGGCAAGGCGCACCCACCGGGCGCAGGGCAGAGACCCG